Rangifer tarandus platyrhynchus (Svalbard reindeer) is the source of this 2403-nucleotide messenger RNA. The record is from the annotation of a GenBank genome assembly. Lineage: Eukaryota; Metazoa; Chordata; Mammalia; Artiodactyla; Cervidae.
AUGGACGAGCUCGCCGGAGGCGGUGGUGGCGGCCCGGCGAUGGCGGCCCCUCCACGGCAGCAGCAAGGACCCGGGGGGAACAUGAGCCUUUCGCCAGGGGGGAAUGGAGCGGCGGGCGGCGGGGGUCCUCCGGCCGCCGAGGGAGCGGGUCCCGCGGCAGGCCCCGAGCUGUCCCGGCCGCAGCAGUACACUAUCCCAGGGAUCCUGCACUACAUCCAGCACGAGUGGGCUCGGUUCGAGAUGGAACGGGCGCACUGGGAGGUGGAGCGGGCCGAACUACAGGCUCGGAUAGCAUUUUUGCAAGGAGAAAGAAAAGGUCAAGAAAACUUGAAGAAGGAUUUAGUAAGAAGAAUAAAGAUGUUAGAGUAUGCAUUAAAACAAGAAAGGGCAAAAUAUCACAAAUUAAAAUAUGGCACAGAACUGAACCAAGGUGACUUGAAAAUGCCAACCUUUGAAUCAGAAGAAACCAAAGACACAGAGGCUCCCACAGCACCUCAGAAUAGCCAGUUAACGUGGAAGCAAGGCAGACAACUGUUAAGACAAUACCUUCAGGAAGUAGGUUAUACAGAUACAAUAUUAGAUGUACGGUCUCAGCGGGUAAGAUCAUUACUUGGACUGUCCAAUUCAGAACCAAAUGGAUCAGUAGAGACAAAGAAUUUAGAACAGAUCCUGAAUGGAGGUGAAUCUCCUAAGCAAAAAGGACAAGAAAUCAAAAGGACUUCUGGUGAUGUUCUUGAGACAUUCAAUUUCUUAGAAAAUGCUGAUGACAGUGACGAAGAAGAGGAAAAUGACAUGAUUGAAGGCAUCCCAGAAGGAAAAGACAAACAUAGGAUAAAUAAACACAAAAUAGGUAAUGAAGGUUUAGCUGCUGACCUAACUGAUGACCCUGAUACUGAGGAAGCACUGAAAGAAUUUGAUUUUUUAGUAACUGCUGAAGAUGGUGAAGGAGCUGGAGAAGCACGAAGUUCAGGGGAUGGCACAGAAUGGGAUAAAGAUGACCUCUCCCCAACUACUGAGGUUUGGGAUGUAGACCAGGGACUAAUAAGUAAGCUGAAGGAACAGUACAAGAAGGAACGAAAGGGGAAGAAAGGGGUGAAGAGGGUCAACAGGACAAAACUCUACGACACGAUAGCUGAUCUGGGAGAUGAUGAGCUGCCCCUCAUCCCUUCAGGAAUCAUAAAUCAGUCUAGGUCAGCCUCUACUAGAAUGACUGAUCAUGAAGGUGCAAGAGCAGAGGAAGCUGAACCAAUAACGUUUCCAUCUGGAGGAGGCAAGUCAUUUAUUAUGGGUUCUGAUGAUGUUUUGUUAAGUGUACUGGGCCUUGGAGACCUUGCAGACUUGACGGUAACAAAUGAUGCAGACUAUAGUUAUGAUCUGCCUGCCAGUAAAGAUGCCUUUCGAAAGACGUGGAACCCCAAGUACACACUGCGCAGCCAUUUUGACGGAGUGCGGGCGUUGGCCUUUCAUCCUGUAGAGCCUGUGCUGGCCACUGCCUCUGAGGACCACACUCUGAAACUUUGGAACUUGCAAAAAACUGUUCCUGCCAAAAAGCAAGUAUCGAGUGCCUCUUUAGAUGUAGAGCCUAUCUACACAUUUAGGGCCCACAUUGGUCCUGUUCUGUCACUAGCUAUUAGUUCUAAUGGAGAGCAGUGUUUUAGUGGUGGUACUGACGCAACUAUACAGUGGUGGAAUAUGCCCAGUCCUAAUGUGGAUCCAUAUGACACAUAUGAGCCAAAUGUUCUAGCUGGCACUUUAGUUGCUCAUACAGAUGCUGUCUGGGGUCUUGCUUAUAGUGGCAUAAAAAAUCAAUUACUGUCUUGUUCAGCAGAUGGCACUGUUAGAUUAUGGAGUCCACAAGAAAAAUUGCCAUGUAUUUGCACUUACAAUGGAGACAAAGAACAUGGAAUACCUACAUCAGUUGACUUUAUAGGCUGUGAUCCAGCACAUAUGGUGACCUCUUUCAACACUGGUAGUACAGUAAUUUAUGAUUUAGAAACAUCACAGUCAUUGGUGAUGCUUUCAUCACAGAUGGAUUCUGGUUUACAAUCCAGUAAUCACAUUAACAGAGUAGUAAGUCAUCCCACACUUCCUGUUACAAUAACUGCUCAUGAAGAUAGACACAUCAAAUUUUUUGACAAUAAAACGGGUAAAAUGAUCCAUUCUAUGGUAGCUCAUUUGGAUGCUGUUACAAGUCUAGCAGUAGAUCCUAAUGGAAUCUAUUUGAUGUCUGGAAGCCAUGACUGUUCUAUUAGAUUGUGGAAUUUGGACAGCAAGACAUGUGUGCAGGAAAUAACAGCACAUAGGAAGAAACUAGAUGAAUCAAUUUAUGAUGUUGCUUUCCAUCCAUCAAAAGCAUAUAUUGCUAGUGCAGGGGCUGAUGCCCUUGCCAAAGUAUUUGUGUGA